CUGUCCUGCUUAUCCACACAGUUUGCUUUGAAUGUUGGGCUUCCCUUCCACACCCCUGAAGAGUAUUUCCUGGGCUGGAAACAGGCACCAUUUGCACUCCCCGACUUUGAUCCCCGGGCGAUAGAUGCCAAAGCUCAGCUCUAUGAUCCCCCCAGCGCUUGCCUGAUCUCAUCCUCCCCAGAGCUGGUUGUGGCUGUUGGCUUCCCUGCUGCUGGCAAAUCAACUUUUUUGAAGCAACAUUUGGCCUCAGUUGGAUAUGUUUAUGUCAACCAGGACACCCUUGGUUCAUGGAAGAAAUGUGUGUCAUUGUGUGAAACGUCAUUGCAAGCAGGAAAGAGUGUAGUAGUGGAUAAUACCAACCCUGACCUAGAAUCAAGGCACAGGUAUACUGAGUGUGCUAAGAAGGCCAACAUUCCCUGCCGCUGCUUCCUUUUUACUGCCUCGUUAGAACAAGCCAAGCAUAACAACAGAUUUCGGGAAAUGACAGAGAAAGAACAUGUGCCUGUCAACAACAUUGUCUUGAACACCUAUAAGAGUAAGUAUGUGGAGCCAUCCCUGGAGGAGGGUUUCUCUGAAAUCCUCAAGAUUAAUUUUGUGCCUCAGUUUACAGACUCCGACUUGGAAUCACUUUACCGGCAGUUUUCAGAAGGCUGACAUCCAACCAGCAGUAUAAUACUGGACAGGGUCUUUUUGUCCUGCCUUUGCCAGAGAAGGCAUGCUUAUGAAGCACGUAAGCUCUCCUUGCUGGUCAAAUAAAAACUCUGUAAUUGGGCUGAAACUCUAAAAAGGGGCAGAGACAUUUCUACAAUGACUCUUUUCUGUGAAAAAAUGUCUUAGAAGGUAUCUGAAAUAAAGUUUUGAAAGUCAAA
This is a messenger RNA of Python bivittatus (Burmese python), 869 nucleotides long. NCBI's taxonomy places the organism in Eukaryota, Metazoa, Chordata, Lepidosauria, Squamata, Pythonidae. The record is from RefSeq and is a predicted model, not a curated record.